Messenger RNA from Bursaphelenchus xylophilus (pine wood nematode), 2327 nucleotides. NCBI's taxonomy places the organism in Eukaryota, Metazoa, Nematoda, Chromadorea, Rhabditida, Aphelenchoididae. The record is from the annotation of a GenBank genome assembly.
AUGCCUCAACAUUCUACAGCUCAUUCUCAGCCUGUUUGGACAACAACUGUUGAUUACCGACCCCCUGAAGUUGGUCGAGAUCAGGAUGAACGACCAGUUUCUCGACAGAAUUUCUACUACAACAAUAUGAGAUAUCAAAAUGAUGGGGCGAAUGAGGUCUAUGUGGAAGAUGAGGCAAUGCGAGAGAAUCGACGGCGAUUUCAACGGGCGUUUGAUGAGGAUUCGGAUUAUGUUGAUGGCCGGACGAACAUUUCGAUUCCCAGGCCAAAGAUUUAUGGCAGAUCCAGAGCCGAUGUGAGUCGAAUAGGUUAAGGUUAUUUCAUCAAGGAAUUUUUCGCAUACAAUCUAAACGCGUUGUCUCUGCAGUCUCCUCAUUUUCAGUAAUAUCUCGUCCUCAGGGCUUUCAUUACAAGAAGUCGUCAUCUCUAGAUGUUGACACACUUCAUUACUUCCGUUUUAUCAUUAUUUCUAAUCAACUAUCCUUAUCAGUAUUCAAGUACUCACUUUCUCACUUUUCCCAGUCUUUAGAGACCCCUUCUGAUUGUCGAAUAUUAUAAAAACCCGCUGAUUUGAAUUUUUUGUUUGGCUUUUUCGCGUCUCCCUUUUAUUGCUCAUUUUCAAGGAGCUGAAAGGAAAUCUCAAAGCAAAUAUUGUUUUUUCCGAACGGGAUUCAAAGAAAUUGUUUCUACGAUUCAUUUCUAAUUCUUGAUUAUUCAGUUUGAUUGUUUUUGGAGUAUUGUAAUUAUUGCAAGUAGAGAGUCUUAUGGAACACAGGACUACUAGUUAUAGACGGACUUUGGACCCUUAUCCAAGUGAAAGUGAUAUCUAUAAAGAGUUGGUAUGGUGUAAUGUCUUGCAUAGAUGCAUCCCUUCUCCGUUUUGAGUUUGAUUUUUUUCUUUAUAUCUGAUGCAUUUUAGACUCCGGACGACUUCAAUUUUUUGGAAGACCGUCAGCUCAAUGAAUAUGCGGCGGUUAGCAAAAAACGUGCUUCUUAUCGCCCCUCUUCAAGCUGUUAUCGACCAAAUAUUUGGUCGGUCCUCAACGUGAUCCAGAUUUUUAUCGCCAUACUUUUGCUGAUCUUCGCGUUUUUUAGAUUUUUUAGAAUUUUUGGGGUAGGUUUGCUGUGUCCUUCAGUGUUAUUUUUAAAAUUGUUUAGAGACCGAAUGGAAAUAUUCUCUUGGAUUUUAUCAAGGCCGAAGAUUAUGCGCAAUCAAAUCAAGAUGGAACAGAGAUAAUUUCCAUAAAACUUGGAGCUAGCUUGUUUGUUCCAUGUUGUUUACAACUGAUAAGCGGGUUUAGUGGAGUUUGGCCAGGUCAACCGCGGAGCAAUUAUGGGUGUCUAGUAAGAAACGUGUUUUGGGAGAAGCAGUCUUGUAGAAUAGGGAAUCUGGUCGCGGCCUAUAUCUCUUGGCUAAAAUGUUUUCAGAUAGUCCACGUAAUUUUCUCCAUGUUUGCGAUUGUUUAUUGGUUCGAACCCAUUACUUACGCGGCUUUGGAGCUGAAUCUUCGAAAUGUUCAACUAGAAAAUAACAUCUCAUCGCUUACAUAUCACAUUCUCCUUGUUUUACUGGUACUGACUGCUCUUAUGGUGCUUGUUGUUACAUCCUUAUCCAUGUGUAAUGCUAUUUUGGUUCUUUCGGAGCCGUGUAAUAUUGUUCAUAGCCCAGUUGACGUUCAUCUGGGAAUGGCGUCUGUAAUUUUGAGCAUUGUUUGCAGCGCUUUGGGUGUUUACGUGAGCGCAAGCACGUUGACAAGCGUUACGGAAUGGUCAGUAAAGCAAUUUGCAAAAAAAAUAAAAUAAAUUUUCAACGAUUUAUUUUAUACAAUUUUAGGGCGGUACCAUCGGUUCGAAAUAUCGCGGCUUUGUAUGGGUUCGGCCUUCGGGAGCUGAUAAUUUGCUCUUAUAUUACACUUGCUACCGGCCUCUGCUCGGCCUCAACUAUGAUACAACAACGAAAUCUGCGAUUGGCAGCGUUGGUACUGCAGAUUAUUAGCUUGUUUCUAAUUUUUGGUCAUAUGAUUACUGCAGAUCGCAUCACUGCUGUAACUCAUAACAUGAAAACAAUGUUCUCUGUGGGCUUAAACCGACCUAUUGGACCGGAAUCGUAAGCUAUUUUUAAAUUAAUUCCGAAACCUCUGAUGCCAUUGCAGACUUCUUCUGCUCUACACUUUCAUCAGUAUUCUAACGGUGCUAAUUGUUGCACAUACAAUUUCAACAAUUUUGGCGUUAUGCAAAAACUUCUCUGACCCGCUGACGUCGUCAAACAUGUAUUCUCAACAACUUGAUGAAGGACAGGAGCAUUCAGCCUAUCAUGCCAAUAUUUAG